Molecule: messenger RNA, 2329 nt
Organism: Physcomitrium patens
Lineage: Eukaryota; Viridiplantae; Streptophyta; Bryopsida; Funariales; Funariaceae
Product: serine/threonine protein phosphatase 2A regulatory subunit B''alpha
Biological process (GO): protein dephosphorylation
Cellular component (GO): protein phosphatase type 2A complex
Molecular function (GO): calcium ion binding; protein phosphatase regulator activity
Source: RefSeq, a predicted model, not a curated record
CUUCCUCUUGCCUUUCUUCGCUUCUCGCCUGCCUGCCUCCUGCUCCUCCUCACUUGUUCCCGCUUUCAUUUCGCCUCCGCGCCUCCCCUUGCCCCUGUCAUCCCGCUCAUGUUUGCGGAACCUUGCCCCUGAUCUUCCGCUUCGUCACUAUUUGUCUCUCCCCCGCUACAACUCUCCUGCGAGUGAAGUGAAGUGAGGUGCAUGCAAGCACUGCAAUCGCCGGUGCGAUUCUUCCGCACUUUCGUCAACCCGCGCGCGUUGCCUUUGUUCCCGCUUGCGCGAGUUUAGUUUACUCUUCUACUGCUCUGUUCCUGUCUUUGCUGCUUUUGAGCCUUGGUGUCGCGGUGCCUCAGGACAGAAGAAGCAACGUGCUGCUUUGUCCUUCCUUGCGAGAGAAGAGCGUUUGGCAGACGAGGAAGAGGUUACUCACGGAAAGAUUUAUGCGGUGAAAGUCAGCGGGAGGACGCCUCAUAGCUAAUUGAUCACUGGCCGUAGUAAGGGAGGCAGCCAAGCUCUGUGAUUGUGCUAGUGGUUGCCAUACAUAGUGGUAUGGAGACACCAAUGGCAGUCGAAGUGAGAAUCCUGGACCCGGACUUGUUGCAGCUCCCUCAUGACUUACCCUCGCCUUCUGGUCAACCAGCUGAAAAGCUGCUUGAUGAUCUUUUCACACAAUGGCUCUCUCUACCCGACACUCAACGUGUGGUCAUGACUCUGCUUCAAGAAGCCCAUUCAGAGCCAUCCUCAGGAAAUCAAAACUGUUCUAAUCAAACUUCACAAACAUCAUUACUUCCAACGGUAUUCAAGGAAGGAAGUACUCCACCAUUGUCACCUCGCAAUUACCCACUUUCACCGAGGACGCAAAGGCGCUUGAGUGGACAUCCCCUCUCUGGCUCUCCUCUAAGGAAAAGCAGUGACCCUACUCGGGAAGUGAUUCCACAGUUCUAUUUCCCCAGAGGACUGCCUGCCUCAAAAGAAGUGUAUGCUGAAUGUGUGAAUCGGAUCAAUCAAAUAUUUUCCUCGUAUCCUGAUGGUCUCCCACUUUCUGCAUUCAUGCCAGUUACGAAGGAGAUUUGCAAGUUACCGUCUUUUUUUUCAAGCGCAUUGUUUAAGAAGCUCGACAUCAACAACACGGGUUUGGUCACAAAGGAAAGGAUGAUAGAGUACUGGAUUGAUCAGAACAUGCUAACAGCAGAUGAUGCCACAAAGAUCUUUUCAGUUUUAAAGCAGCAAGACAAAGACUAUCUUAUGCAGGAGGACUUUAGACCCAUAUUACGAGAGCUGUUACUUACGCAUCAUGGUUUAGAGUUCCUGCAUGAUACGCCUGAAUUCCAAGAUAGAUAUGCGGAAACAGUGAUAUUUAGAAUCUUCUAUCACUGCAACAAGGCUGGCAAUGGGCGCUUGCUGCUUCGAGAAAUCAAACGAAGCAAUUUAAUUGCUGCAUUGCAUCAAGUGGAUGAAGAGGAGGAAAUUAAUAAAGUCUUGAAGUAUUUUUCAUACGAACAUUUCUAUGUUAUUUAUUGCAAGUUUUGGGAAUUGGACUGUGAUCAUGACUUUUAUAUUGAUAAAGAUGAUUUAUUGCGAUAUGGUAACCAUGCACUCACAUACCGCAUUGUAGAACGCAUUUUUUCUCAGAUACCAAGAAGGUUCAAAAGCAAAGUUGAAGGAAAAAUGGGAUAUGAGGAUUUUGUGUGGUUUAUAUUAUCAGAAGAAGAUAAAACAUCUGAGACUAGCCUUGACUAUUGGUUCAAGUGUGUGGAUUUAGAUUGUGAUGGGGUGAUCACUGCAAAUGAAAUGCAUUAUUUUUAUGAGGAGCAAUUACAUCGAAUGGAAUGUAUGGCACAAGAAGCAAUUUUAUUUGAAGACAUUGUUUGUCAAAUGUGUGAUAUGAUCAAACCUAAGGAAAGGGAAGAUCCUACUUUAACUGAAUGGGAUCGAUUUGCACACACUGAGUACAUUCGAUUGUCUAUGGAAGAAGAUGGCGUCUAUUGAUUUUGGAAAUGGGGCUAUGAGCACCAACUUCUUCAUAUAGUUCAAAGUGGGUUCUUCAUUUUGCUUCUCAAGACUACAACUAUGCGUAAUUUUUUCAACUCAUUUGUAUAGACUAUCUACUCUUUUGUAUGUAUGAAUAUACAUGUUAAUGAAGAUUCAUGCACAAUGUUGUUUUAAGUUGAAAUAGAAUUAGUUAAUUCACAAGUAGUUACAUAGAACUUCCAUUUAAGUAGGAAGGAUUGGCAUGCAAUCUUCACACAAUUUACUUACAAUUGAUGGUCACAUGUAUGUUCAAACCAUGUUAAAAAAUAAAUCAAUAUUUAUGAUUUGUUUUUGAUUA